Molecule: messenger RNA, 8137 nt
Organism: Onychostruthus taczanowskii (white-rumped snowfinch)
Lineage: Eukaryota; Metazoa; Chordata; Aves; Passeriformes; Passeridae
Gene: ARVCF
Product: ARVCF delta catenin family member
Exons: 16
Coding region: 314-2974 (886 amino acids)
Biological process (GO): cell-cell adhesion; cell-cell junction assembly
Cellular component (GO): plasma membrane; cytoplasm; adherens junction
Molecular function (GO): cadherin binding
Source: RefSeq, a predicted model, not a curated record
GCACGGAGCCUCCCGGCGCCGGGCAGCGGCGGCACAGCCAUGUGAGAGCGGCGCGGACGCGUCCCCUGCCGGAGCCGCGGCGGUGCCGGUCCUGCCGGCGGAGCGGGGCUCUUCCCUGGAUGGGCUCAGUCCGUAGGGAGGCUGCGGAGGGGCUCUGGGGCGCCGAGGGUGCCGGUCCGGGUACAAAAGGAGCGAGCUUCGCCGGGGGAGGAGGCUGCGGAGGCUGUCAGAGCGGCAGGCUGGGUCCGCGGAGGGGCUGCGGGCAGCCGGAGGUGUUCCGUGCUGGGCACAGCGGGACCUGCACCUCGCAUAAAUGCCUGCGGAACUCAAACAGGAACAAAGUCCCAGUAACCAGACUUCAAUAGCAAUGAUGCAAGAGCCUCAAGAAAUGGUGGAAGAGACAGUUACUGUGGAGGAAGACCCAGGCACUCCCACUUCCCACGUGUCUAUUGUCACUUCUGAAGAUGGAACCACGAGGAGAACUGAAACCAAGGUUACCAAGAUGGUCAAGACGGUCACCACGAGGACGGUGCGGCAGGUGCCGCUGGGGCCGGACGGGCUCCCUGCCAUGGACGGCUCCUCGCCCAUGGGCAGCUACACAGACUCCAUCGACAGGAGGUACCUGAAGAACGGGGAGCGCUUCAUCACCCCCCAGGCCUCGUCCACCCUCACCCGAUCCUACAACAGCUACAACGACUCGUACCCCGAGAGCCACGAGGGCCAGUACCGCCCCUACAUCGGCCACGACGGCUACGGAGACCUCUCGGACAACUACGGCAGCUUGUCCCGGGGCGUCGGCUACCGGCCCCGCUACGCCUACGUGCCCGGGGGCACCUACCGGCCCGACGAUGGCAGCUUCACCCUGCCCAGCAGGAGGGAGAACUACGGCCCCGUUGCCCAGCCCCAGGUGCCGGUGGGCAGCAGCGCUGACCUGAACCGCUCUCAGCCCGAGCGCUUCCAGCCGGAGCCCUAUGGACUGGAGGAUGACAACCGCAGCCUCGGGGUGGAUGAUGAGGGGUACGAGCUGGAUCCAGAUUACUCCACUGUGAACAGGAGGACGUCUGCAGGUGUGCCAGAGAGAGGAAGGCCUCACAAAGGAAGGGGCUACGAUGACCCCAUCGAGACGGAGAUGGUCGAGGAGAGGAUCCCGUACCUGCACGGCGGCUACGCGGCGCCGCUGGCGCAGCCGGAGCGGGGCAGCAUGGCCAGCAUCGACCGGCUGGGGAAGCGCUCGCCGUCCAUCGACAGCAUCCGCAAGGACCCGCGCUGGAGGGACCCCGACCUGCCCGAGGUCAUCGCCAUGCUCAGCCACCCCAUCGACCCCGUCAAGUCCAACGCCGCGGCCUACCUGCAGCACCUGUGCUACGAGAACGACAAAAUCAAAAAGGACGUGAGGCACCUCAAGGGCAUCCCCAUCCUGGUGGGCCUGCUGGAUCACCCAAAGCCUGAGGUCCAUCGUAAGGCCUGCGGGGCUCUCAGAAACAUCUCCUACGGGAAGGAUAAUGAAAACAAAGUGGCUAUAAAGAACUGUGAUGGGAUCCCUGCAUUGAUCAGGCUGUUGAGAAAAACAAACGACAUGGAAGUCAGAGAGCUAAUUACAGGCACCCUGUGGAAUUUAUCCUCCUACGAGCCCCUGAAGAUGGUCAUCAUCAACCACGGUCUGCAGACGCUGACCAACGAGGUGAUCAUCCCGCACUCGGGCUGGGAGAGCGAGCCCAACGAGGACUCGAAGCCGCGCGACGCCGAGUGGACGACGGUCUUCAAGAACACCUCUGGCUGCUUGCGGAACGUAAGCUCAGAUGGAGCAGAAGCACGCAGAAGGCUGCGGGAGUGCGACGGCCUGGUGGAUGCCCUGCUCCACGCUCUGCAGUCUGCGGUUGGCAAGAAGGACACGGACAAUAAGUCUGUGGAGAAUUGUGUGUGCAUCAUGCGGAACCUUUCCUAUCAUGUCCACAAAGAGGUCCCUGGAGCUGAUAAGUACCAAGAACUAGAUGCUGGUCAGACUACAGGCACAGGAGGCUCCCAGAAGAAGAAGAAAGAUGAUGCUGGUUGUUUUGGUGGAAAGAAAGCUAAAGGAAAGAAGAAUGGGGAUUUGGACAGGAAUUUUGAUACACUUGAUUUGCCUAAGCGGUCUGAAGCAGCAAAAGGCUUUGAAUUAUUGUACCAGCCAGAUGUGGUCCGACUGUACCUCUCCAUCCUCACUGAAAGUCAGAACUUCAACACUCUGGAAGCUGCAGCAGGAGCUUUGCAGAACCUUAGUGCUGGCAACUGGACGUGGUCCACGUACAUCCGUGCGACGGUGCGGAAGGAGAGGGGGCUGCCGGUGCUCGUGGAGCUGCUCCAGUCUGACUCAGACAAGGUUGUGAGGGCUGUGUCCAUUGCCCUGAGAAACCUUUCCAUGGAUCGUCGCAAUAAAGAUCUCAUAGGUAGUUAUGCCAUGGGUGAGCUGGUAAGAAAUUUGCCCAGCAGGCAGCAGAGAUCUGCAAAGAACCUGGAAGAGGACACAGUGGUUGCAGUGUUGAAUACCAUCCAUGAAAUCAUUACUGACAGCUCAGAAAAUGCAAGGUCUCUGAUCCAGACACAGGGCAUUCAGAAGCUGGUAGCUAUCAGCAAGUCAAGCCAGUCUCCCAGAGAAACAAAAGCAGCAUCUCACAUUCUUCAGAUGAUCUGGAGCUAUAAAGAACUACGAAAUGCCCUUCAGAAAGAUGGGUGGAACAAGUCACACUUUCAGUCUGUUUCUGCAGCUCCAAAGGGCUCCAAAGGUACUGCUGGCAGGUCUGGCUAUGACGACAGCACUUUGCCUCUGGUGGAUAAAAGUCAAGAUAAUGAGAAGUCUGGGAGUCGUGAUAUGAUACCUAUGGAUGAACUUGGCCCAGAUGGAUAUUCCACCAUCGACCACCGAGACAAGGAGCGCAAGUACAAGAGCAGCGAUAACACGGGAGACGCUUCCGAGAAGGAGCCUUUAAAAGGUUAAAGUCCAACCACAUUUUUUUUAAUUGAGGGGGGAGAAACAAACAUUGAAUCGACCCAGAGAUCUCAUCAGUCACCACUGCCAUUCAGACUGGGAGGGCUGCAGGUCCCAGGAGGGCGUGGGGAGCGAACCCACCCGAGUGCCAUCGCCCGGAGCACGAUGCCUUACAGCGAGACACUCUGCUGCUUAACUCCCUGACAUUCCCACCAGAAACAGCCACCGCCUCCCCCUCCCUCCCUCCCACUCCUGCAAGAAGAAGAGCAAGAAAAGAGAAUCCAAGCUUCCAUGUAGCUGGCUGCGUUCUUAGGUGACUCUUACAUGUGGAUGGUGCCAAGUUGGAGAAGCGCACAUCAUGCGGCAGCUUCACAGCCAGAGAGGAACUGCGGGGUAUUUGAAAUGAUACCGUAGGUGUAGCCUUGAGGAGAAUAGCACUUUUCUGGUUUGGGGUUCAUUGCUUUGGGUUUUGUUUUGGGGGAUUUCUUUUGAACUGUGACUCUUAAUGUUUUUGAAGGCUUUCUGAAAAAUGUUUAGGUUUUCUUUAUUAUUCCCACAGAAGGUGCAGAACUGUUGAGUGGGUAUAUUGGAUUUCAAUGAAGGGAGAAAAUGCAGAAAAAAAACUAUUAAAUGCUAGUUAAAUGAACUGGAGAGUGGAUGACAAAAUUGAUGCAGCUGUAUAAUCUGCUUUUAGAGUAAGCUAUAUCAAUCACAGUGCUAUAUUAUCAUUAUAAUCUGGUGUACAAUACUUCUGCCUUUUGAAUUCUGUAAUGUCUCUGUUUUUAUUUCUGCAUAUUGAAAAGCAGUUUAUGGAAGGUUUCAGUGUCCCUGGUUCAGAAAUAUGUGCUGGGAAAUGGAGUUGGCUGGCUUUUUACUUUCAUGUUCUCAAAGAUUGCAAUAAGGAGCUUCUACAUGUUAAAUGUAUCAUUGUUGCAUUGAUGAUGAUGAACUACUUUUGCCAUAGCUGUUAAGACAUUGAAGUUAAUAGGAGCUUUUUUGUAGGAUGUCUCAUUUUGAACACCUAUAAAUUUGAGAUGGGUUUGUCACUUAUAUUUGAUAGUAAAUUUUUCAGUGUUGGAUCCAUGUUUUCUUUGGGCUAAAGAUCCUGAUGAAAAAUGCCACAAAGGGAACUGGUUUGGCAUUUUAAAAUCAUUGUCAUGGUUUCUGUGUUCCUUUGCUUUUGAGAUUGCAUAUUUCACGUGGCGUGAAAAUCACCUGUGUGCAGCAGCUCUCCUCCAGGAUGCCAAGGCCUGCCUUCUGUAGGGGCAUGUUUACCUCAAGAAAACGUACUCUGCAAAUGUGGUAUCUGGAAAUGCCGGGAACAAAAUUAUUUCAGAUCACUGAUUUUCUCCAGGCAUUGGUCAAGGGAGGGCAGCAGAUGAGAACAGAAAGCAGAUGUCUCAGUAUCAGCAUUGAGAGGACUUUUGCUGAUUUUACUUGGUUGCCACUGUUCUUUGAUUGCCACAUUUAGUUUUAAACAAGCUCCUAGAAACGGUGUGACUGGAAAGCACAUCCUUGAGUCUAGCAAACAUCAUUUUCGGUUUUCAGUGCCUGCCAUUCCUUUUGUAACUAAAAAGGGGAAGUAUCCAACAAUCUCAUCUCCCCCAAAAUAUUACUGUAAUAGUAACCAUUGCAUUUUUUUGUAUAAAAAAAUUUUAAAAACUUGAAAAAAAAAAGCAAGUACCAAGAGCUUUGUAUCUUCUUGAGUAUAUUAAGAAUUUGACAUGAAUACAUAUAUAUAAAUAAAUAAAGAAGUCUAUAUAUCUAUAUAUAUAUAUUGUUGUGCAGAGAAUAGGUUAACAAAACCAUGUAAAGUAGUUUGCAGGAGAGGGAAGCAUUUGUUGAUUCAGGGAAAAAGACUGAUGCCAGAAGCUGUCAGUGAUUUGGAUGAUACGUGUGCUGCUUCGCACCCUCCCUAUUUGACCCUCAUCUUCCACAUACGUUGCAGUGUCACUUCUGGAUCCUGGGAAGGUGAAGUUGCUUGGAGCAAAUCAAUAUAACAAAGAUUUGUUUUUUCACCUGCAUGAGAGUCCUAUUGGGCCAAAGAUGCUCAGCGGAUCAAGGGAAGCAAAGAGAGGCACCUGUGACUAUCUGUGUCGGGGCACUGUCUCUCUGUGUAGACAUGAGGUGUGGCAAUGAAACCAGAUACAUCGUCUGACUGUAUAUUAUAUCAAUGGUGCUCUUUUCAUACUUGUUCUGCCAAUACGCGGAGACCCUUUUAACCAAGCUACACAGAAGAGUUUUAUAUCACUUUUGGUUAUGUACUUGGUGUAUUCUUUUUGUAUAUGAAAGGAUUUUUUUAAAAACGUUCAGUAAUUAGCAAUGGAACCUGCUUUGUAGCUGACUAGAACAGUGUAAGAGAAGGGCCGUGCUGUCAGUCUGUCCCUGAUCUACUUCAAACCAUAUAUUUACCAAAGGAGUCUGAGAAAAAGUUCACUUAAAAUAAAGACCUGACUGUUGAAAGGAGUCUCUGCUAAGACUUUGUGAUUUAGUUAUUGUGCAGAUAUUUCAAGGCCAGCAAGAAGUUAACAGAGAAAACCACAGGAAGGGGCAAGUGAAGUGACUGGGGCCAGUUAUGAUCAUGACUUCCUAGAUAUCCCAUGGCUCUUACUGGGACACUACAGGGACACUCAGAGUCUGGGUUUGGAGUCUACAUUCAUCUGUGUCAUUAAUGGGCUAAAAACACUAAGGAUAUUUGAGAAGCAGAUUCAGACCCCAUCUCACUUCUCCCAAAAGUCUUUUUUUGUAUUUACACUGCACCCUGAACUGUCCCUGUCAAGUUAGAUGGCACUGGCUGCCCAGGUCAUCGUAGCAAACUGUUCUUUGUUUUCCUGGGGGUGUUACAGCAGCCAGCAGAGUUGUGAGCUGACAACAUGGUUUAUUGCUGCAGAAAAUCAGAGGAUGGUAUGUCAAGAAGUUGAUGGGCCAAGGCUUCCCCUGGGAAUCACACUUCAAACCCCUACCCUUCCCAUGCCUUACAUUGACAACUAAUUCCCAAGUAUGUAGCAAUAACCCAUCCCCCUCAACAUUACUGUAGGGUUUUUUCUUCUCAACAAACUGUUAUUUGGAUGCUGAGGAAAGAAAACAGAUCGGGGGAUGACUUGCACGUGAGACUAUCACCUUGUAUUCUCAGCCCACCUGCUGAGGUCCAAAGCAGGGUGCCUUGAACCAGGUCUGGUGAUUUAAUGUCCUUUUUGUCUAUGGCCAGGGGCUCACUGGUGGGAUGUGUGCCCACCCCUGCCCUCACCUCUCCCCUUGUUGGCACAAGUGUGACUGGCUGUUUGAGCUGUUCUGGAAUGUGGGUGUAUGAACCCGUCAUUGUUGUAUUUUGGCAGCAGGGACUGUAUGUAAAGAAGGGAAAGUGGCAGUGUGUGUUGACUAAUGCUGCAGUAUGGUCUAGAGUCUCCUGCUAAAAGGCAGGCAGUGCUCUUUAGGGCUCAGGUAUGUGACCUCCUCUUUUACUGUUUACUCCACUGUGAAAACAGGAGGGAAUAUGCCUGCAAGGGGCUGGGAUAGAAGAGAUUUCUACCUGCAGAAAUUGUAGUGGGAGGGAUGGUUGUGGAAGGAAGUGAGGGUGUUGCAAGACUCCUGAAAAAGAGGAGGAAAUUUGAUGGCCCUGUCAGGGCUGAGAUAACAUGGGGGAGAGGAAGACUUCUGACAGCAUGUGAUUACUGUAGAACCUUCUUCCCAGGAAGGUGGCUCACAUAUCUCCCAGGCGUUUUCACUGAGCUGUGCAAGUUGAAAGAACACUGUGUGCCAGCUCCCCUGGAGAAGCAUCAAGUAAGUGUGAGAGCAGUUGUGCUUUACAGCUUCCCAGGUCAGUCAGCAGGUCUGCAGAAUCCAAGGAGGAGAGCAAAAAGGCAAGGCUGUAAGACGUUUUGGUUCUGUUGUGGAUUUAAGUAGCAAUAUAGCCAUACAUACAACUCAAGGUGUGUUGUCAGCUUGAAAUGCUCCCUAGGGAACAGCUUGGGCAGCCAUAGGUCCCAGUCUUCAGUGUCUUCUGUUCUGGCAUAACUGCUGCCUAUCCCAGAUGUGUUCUCACAUGCUCAGACCUUCUGGUUCUCACUUCUAUCAGGAAAGCAAAUCUGGUCUCUGUUGCCAAGAUGCCCCUGGGGACCAGGAACUGACUUGCUGUCAGGGACACAUGAUGAAAGCCAGGGGUGGCAUGUCUGUUACAGCAGUUUCCUAAGCGUGUGCCAGCUCUGAGGAGAAGUUUCAAUAAUGCUUUCCAGCAGGAAAGCCUUAUGCUAGGCAAAGCAGUUGUCACUCCUAGAGCAGUUCCAUGAGCCUGAAGGUAAUGAGUUACCUUCUGUUACCUGCCUUAAGGUUGAGCAUAGGCUCAGCUACCUGUGAGGGAGGUGCACAUGUCAAACCCUCGAGUAAGCAAAGCUUCAGAAGCCAAAUGGGCACACAGGAUUGGUUAUAGCCUCAUCUGCUGAGCGACUGCUGGCUCAGUGAAACCUACAGUGUGCCAAUAUCUUCAGCCAGCAGGUUUGUGCUGUUGGGGUGGAGUUUUUGAAAGUGUUUAUAUAGGUGUAGUUUCUUGCAAAAUUUCCUUAUGAUGCCCCUAAAAUCUGGUGUUUCCUUAUCUUUGACAGAGAAAAUCUCUGAUUUACUGAUACAGUAACUAACCUAGUGCAUUUAAGGGGAAGAUAUUAUGAGCCUUUGUUUUAAGUUUGACAUCAGGGUAGGAUGAUCUGAAGUCCAAGGUGAGGAGGAAGAUAGUGCAGAUACUACAAGGCCUGCCAAUCUGGUUCUUACUGUUCAGAAAAAACAAAAUAACUAGACUAAGAAGCUUACUGGUAAUUAGUAGCUAAUGUGUUUGUAACUAUCAUGUGCCUUAAAAUUUUCAUGGUAGGAGAAUUUAAAAAAAUCAACAAUGUGUUUUCUGUAAUAACUGCUCAACAUUCUCUCUGUAGAUUAGACUGGUGGGAUUUUGCAUUGUAUUUACACUGUACUAUAAACUGAAACACUUAGAGUGGUUUGAUUUUACAAGUAUGGAGAGGGAAAAAAGGUGGAUUAUGCUUUUCAUAGAACAAAUAUUACCGUGACAGAAUGUAUUAUUACUAUGAUAGGAUCUUUCCAUAAUGCAGACAAGUAGAAUGCUUGUUAGAAACCAGGUAUGUAGGAUAACAGUUUGGUGUGUUUUCAAUAAACCAUGCCUGGAAAGAA